AUGUUCAAACCGAAAAGAAACGAUUCUGUUCGUGAUAAAUCAAGCAGCAACAAAACUGAGGAUGAUUCUCUCGUAACAGCAAUGACUUUCAUCCGUGAAUCAAGCACCAAACAAACAAAUGUUUCCUUACUUGUUGCCAAACAUCUGUUCUCCAAGUUGGAACAAUCCAACAAGAACAUCGUGUUUUCUCCACUCUCGCUCCAAGUUGUUGAAGUGAUUAAAGAAGUGAAUUUAUGGGCUGAAAAAGAGACAAAUGGCCUUAUUAGAGAACUUCUUUCUCAAGAUUCAGUCAAUAAAUUAACCAGACUCAUCUUUGCAAACGCACUCUCAGUCAAGGUUCCCUUCAUGACCAGCGAGAAUAGACAAUUUAUCAGUGUUUUCGAUGGUUUCAAAGUACUCCGUCUUCCUUAUAAGCAAGGAGAAGAUAAGCGUCAAUUCUCUAUGUACAUUUUUCUUCCAAGAGCAAGAGAUGGUUUGCCAACUUUAAUCGAGAAGGUAGCUUCUGAACCUGAGUUACUACACCACAACCUUCCUUUCACAAAAGUUGAAGUAGGUGAUUUCAGAAUUCCAAAAUUCAAAUUUUCAUUUGAGCUUGACACUUCUCAAAUGUUGAAAGAGUUAGAAGUGAUUUUACCUUUCUCUUGUGGGGGUUUGACAAAUAUUGUGGACUCUCAACACGCAAGUCAAAACCUUUACGUUUCCAAAAUAUUUCACAAGUCUCUCAUUGAAGUAAAUGAGGGAGGCACCGAAGCUGCUGCAGUCACGGUCUGGGCUAGGAGAGCAACAGCCGCGUGUAAGCCACUUGUUCCAAUUACCCGAAUAAACUUUGUAGCAGACCACCUUUCUUGUUUCUAA
Medicago truncatula (barrel medic) is the source of this 855-nucleotide messenger RNA. Its product is annotated as serpin-ZX. The record is from RefSeq and is a predicted model, not a curated record. The transcript is spliced from 3 exons. Bases 1 to 855 code for a protein of 284 amino acids. NCBI's taxonomy places the organism in Eukaryota, Viridiplantae, Streptophyta, Magnoliopsida, Fabales, Fabaceae. Gene Ontology annotation, molecular function: serine-type endopeptidase inhibitor activity.